AAUCCACACACACGCGCGCGAAAUAAAUAAUAAAGAUAAGAAUGUCACGGCGGCUCCUGACUCAGAAGCUCGCUCUCCCCUCCGCCACUCGCGGCAGGGUUCCUUCUGUGAUAAUAUUACCGAACACGGCGAUGGUGGUGGUGGUGGUGUAGCGUGCGUGCGUGCGGCGUGUGAUGAUAGCGAUGCUGGCGAAGGUGACGAUGGUGCUGGUGUGAUCAUGGUGAUGGGUGGAGGAGGAGGAGCAGCAGCAGCAUCAGCAGCAUCAGCUCCGUGGCGUGUGCCCCGCGGGGGCCGGGUUUAACUCGGCAGACGGAGAGGGAGCGACCACGGCUGGCCGCCAGCUUUCGUCUCGACGAGUCACGACGCGUCCGGCUGUUUCGACGAUCCGGCUCGGGUACCGCGGAUUGAAAUAUUUCACUGCGAUCUAUGGACACUUAUUUUUGAGAGACAGCAAGUGGACUGGCUGGCUAUAAUAUAAACAAAAAAAUGAACAUUUAAGGUAACGAGAAUAAAAGUGCAUAUUAUCCGACACCAUGUCAGGGGUGCAAUCUGCAAGCGGCAUCCCAAGCACACCACACCCAAAGGUCCGAGCCCUCUAUGGCUACGAGUAUAUUAGCUCGGAUGGAAGGGUCAUCAAGAUGACCGAGGGUGAAGAGUUUUUUCUUCUCAAAAAGGCCAACGAGGACUGGUGGCAAGUGAAACGGCCCACGGAGAGCAAGCCCAUAUACGUACCAGCGACAUACGUAGAGGAGAAGCCCAUAGAGCAGUCGCCUGUGCUCAAGACGUUUGGCAAGAUUGCGUCAUUCAACGGUGCUGGCUCAGGCCUGCGCAACGGAAGCACAGACCAGCCAACGUCGCCCAAGAGCAAGAUCGUUGCAACAAUUUCACUGCCUCUCAACCCCUAUGAGGGCUUUAGGGGCUCCGUCUUGAUGCAGGAUGACUCGGAAUAUGCCGAAAUUACCUUCAAGGAGGAGGAGGAGACGACACACCUGUCCACAGGAUCCUCACAGUCCCCAUCCCCGCUUCCCAAUUCCCCGCUGGCCUUGACAGCACGCUCUUCCUCACCCGUCUACACCAACCUGGAGGAGCUGAAGCUGGUCCAGGGCACAGACUUCCCACCCACGCCAACGGGGGAACCCAUCGUCACCUCCGAGGAUUCAUGGGAGACGCAUCUGGACGAGAGCUCCAAUCGCUUCUUCUACCGGAACUUGCUCUCCGGCGAGAUGAGCUGGAAGCCCCCUCGACGAGCCAGGCCUCCGACGCCCCCGCCAGACUACAGCCCGUCACAGUCGAGCCUCGCAGCGGCGCCCCAGGCCAUCUUGCCACCUGGCUGGCAAGAGGAGAUGGACGCGAAGGGAGAGAUCAGCUUCACCCACCUGGCCAGCCCUGACAAGUGGAAGAGGUUGAUGGAUGAAAAUGGCAAGGUGUACUUCUACACGAGCAAGGGGGACAGUGUCUGGGAGCUCCCAAAGCUGGAGUCUCCCCCUCCCACUGAAGAGCCCAGGGCCGGAACCCUCCCUCGUGCAUCGCACGCCUCGGAGCGGUCCCUCCACAGCAGCACGCUCCCACGCGGCACGGGCACCUCAUCGUCCUCCUCCUUCUCAUCCUCGUCUGCAGCCAUGACGCAGGAUGUGAAACCCGCACUCAGCAGCUUUGGCAUGGCCACGCUACCACGCGCCUCCGCCGGCUCGUCCGACAGGCAGUUUGGCACCGGCGCCGGCGGCAGCAGCAGCGGCAGCGGCAGCAGCGGCAUCGGCAGCACCACCUCGGCGUUGGCCGCGACUUCUCUGGUGGCGACACUAAGGCCCGGCGGGCCUGACAAGCCUCAGCUCGUGCUGACAGAGCAGGGCACGGUGACGGCAGUCAACUGGCGCGUGCGGCAAGGCGGUCUGGACAGGGCCAUCCAAGCCAAGUCGGUGUUCAUUCCAGAUGAACCAAAGAUUACACCGCACAAAAGGACACUUUCAGAUCACGACUUGUCGGACAAGGCUGCACCAGCAACUGUAAAUCCACUGUCACCACCCUUGGACAAAGCUGGAAUGCUCAACAAGACCAAGAUAAUGGAGGCUGGCAAGAAGCUCAGGAAGAAUUGGGCUCCCUCGUGGGUGGUGCUGAGUGGAAGCAGUCUGGUUUUCCACAAGGAGCCCAAAGCACAAACUGCUGCCAGUUGGAAAACGGGCUCGGCACAGAGCAAGCCCGAGGGCUCGGUGGAGCUACGUGGAGCCCACGUGGAGUGGGCCCGGGACAAGUCGAGCAAGAAGAAUGUCUUUCAGAUCCAAACAGGGACGGGGCAUCAUGAGUUCCUUCUGCAAUCGGAUAAUGAUACCAUUAUCAACGAGUGGUUUCAAGCCAUAAGGAGCGUCAUACAAAAACUGAGCAGUGAGCCAGGAAACCGGGAUGAGGUGUUCCUCAGUGUGGUGAAAUUUGGUGGAAACUUUGACGAGGUCGACGGCAGCGGCGGAGAAGAGGAGAGCAGCGAGUCACCUCUGCGGGAAAAGUCCAAGGAUUCCAAGAGGCCAUGGGCAGUCGGUAAACCAGCAGUGGUGGAAAGCACGGACAAAAAGAAAGCCAAAAGGAAAUUGAUGAAAUUCUUUCCGAAGAGGCCACCAAUCCAGUCACUGAGAGACAAAGGCCUUAUCAAAGAGCAAGUGUUUGGCUGUCCAUUGGCAAUGCUGUGUGAACGGGAAAACACCACCGUGCCCAAGUUUGUCCAACUCAGCAUCGAGACUGUUGACAAAAGAGGGCUAUGCAUAGAUGGAAUCUACCGGGUUAGCGGGAACUUGGCCACGAUACAGAAGCUGCGCUUCCUUGUGGAUCAUGAAGAGAAGGUGAGCUUGGAUGAGAGCCACUGGGAAGACAUCCACGUCAUCACCGGAGCCCUCAAGAUGUUCUUCCGGGAGCUGCCUGAGCCCCUCUUCCCAUUCAACCAGUUUGAUCCCUUCAUUAGUGCCAUAAAGCUCCAAGACAGCAGGGAGAAGUUGACCAAGAUUAAGGAGCAAGUGCAAAAACUCCCCAAGCCAAAUAAAGACACCAUGAGAGCCCUGUUUGAGCACCUGAAAAAGGUGAUCGCGUGCGGCGACGCCAAUCGAAUGACGACGCAGAGCGUGGCCAUCGUGUUCGGGCCCACGCUCCUGCGGCCCGAGAAUGAGAGCAGCAGUAUGGCCUUCCACCUUGUCUACCAGAACCAGAUCGUGGAGUUCAUACUGUCCGAGUUCACCACCGUCUUUGGCGUGUAGCCCUCGACUGUGUUUGCACUACUCGUCUGUCCAGGCGCAGCGCCACUGAUCUAACUACCUGUCUAUUUUAUAUUGUAGCCGUUCGAUGUCUUCUCCUGUAAGCGUCCACAAGGUGAGUUCCAGGUAAAGCUGAAUGUAAAAAUGCGUCAACAAGGCCUGCAUAUUGCAUAAGCAUUGUAGCUUCAUCACACACUUCAUCUUUGCAAUCCUGGCCUUUUCACAUUAAUAUGAAUGGUAAAUUUAAUGCUUCUAUUAAAAAAACAAUCAUAUUUGAAUAAAGUUCGUUUAAACGAGAAAUUAUUUUUUUAUAUUUUGUUAAAAUAACCUAUCGUCUGUGGUAUAACGACUUGCAGUGCAUUUCCGCAGGGAUAUUGAAGGUGUGUGAUUGACACCGGAGCAAAUAUUUGGCCUAUUUAUUUUGUAUUCUGAAGAAAAAAUAACUUGGUCAACGCCAUGUACAGCGAUGUCUAAACAAAUAAUUUCAUAACGGUGCCAUGCUUCGCUGGUGAUAUGUUUGUGAGUAAGCGCGAGAGUGCGUUAUGAAGCCAAACCGCGUUUCGUCAGUGCCACGCAAAAUCACGUCGUCGAGCUCUCGUGUUUCAAUAAAACUGCUCGUCCGAUGUAUACAAAUUUUAAGCGAUUGUGGCUCAAUUGUAUAUAACUCUAAAGAAACUAAACGUCCUUCAAGUGUUAAAUGCGAUUAAAAUUCAUGACCCGAGAUACUCAACAUUUUAAAUCGCUUAAGUUUUCUUUUUUGAAUCUGACAGUUCCCGACGUAUUAAAUGACAUUCUGAAAUGUGUCCUGAGCAUGUAAAUUUAGAAAUCAGAAUAACCUUAAAAUGUACGAGUUAUCAACACUGCAACAUGCCUGAUCAUUGAUACAUUUGUAUAUAUGCAUCUUGUGUACCUAAAAGGGGCUUGUCAUAGAUGAAAGGCACGUGGAACUAUUUUUCUGGAUCCGUGUUUAUGCUUUGGGAUUCUUCUACACAAAAUAACUUAUUGUAAGACCCAACGAACUUGUAUUUUCAACUGGAUAUUGUUAAAACACUUAAAAGGUUUGCGUUGCAUUUUAUCUCUACAUUUUCAAAGUGCAUGAAAUUGUUGGCAGAGGUUGUCGAACAUACAAAUGGACCCAUUCGUGUUUACAAAGCCACAGCCCUGUUCAAAGUUUGUUCAUGAUGACCAUCGAACAUCGUAUCUUAAUGCAUGGGUGUCAAAGAGGCUAUAAUUUAAGUACGUGUGCUUUUGGAUUGAAUACGGUCUGACAGGAGAAACACUUGGGGUUUUAUUUUCGAUCGUACAGUUUUUACUUUAAUUUUCUGUUUGGAGGUUGCAGCUUUCAAUGCACUUACUUGCCAAAAUGAGGGGACUGGUGAGUUUUGAUAUGUGAGCUGUAUGUGUUGCUGUUGGAUUACACCAAUGUGGAUAUUGUUCAGUUUUCAUUUCUGCUUUGCUGUACUUCUUGUGGCAGUAGGUCACCCCUUCUCUGUAGGUGAAACGGUUUGCGUUGAGGUGUCAGUGUUUAUAGGUAGGUGUGUGUGUGUGUUUGUGCGCUUAUGUUUGUGUCAUUCAGAGAGUCUCUAGUGUGGUGUCUGAGUUUUGUUUAAACCUCUGUGUGCUCGUAUAUAACUGAUUACGGUCAUUACUAAUAUAAACGUUAACCUAGGAUAUACGGGAGCAUUAAAUACCCUUGAACGAUUUGUUCACUUUUUGAGCAAUAGUUAAAAAAAAUGACAAUCUUGUUUAUGUUAAAGUAAUAGUCUGUGAAAUAGGCUUGCUCAGAAGGUGGAUAAAAGGUCAUUAAAACCAUUGCUUCUCAAUCAUUAUCGAGGGCUUGUUAGGUGAGCCUAGGUUGGUGUGCUGUGAAAGAUGUUACCAAAAACCCCUGUGUGAGGCCACUUUGACAAGUAGUGUAGGAAAUGUAUCAAUUCAGGCAUGCCUCCGUCACUGUGGAGGUGUAGAGAAGGGUGCUGCAUGCCACUUGUCUGUAUUCUUGCCAAAAGGACUUGCAAUGCAGAGUCGAUCAACUACUGACCUUAUAUCAUGCGGUUGAUUUUUCAACGAACAAAGUUUGACGAGUAAUUGUUUUGAGUGUUGUAGAGGUUUCUCUUGUUUUUUAAAAGAACCACUAGGUAUAUCCGUUUGUGUAAUUUGUUAAUAUUGUGUUUAUUAUCGUCGUCGUCAUCAUCAUGUUUGUAUUUUGAUGUAUUGACAUGUACAAUUAUUCAACUUAAAAUACAUUGCGCAAAUACAUUGUAACCAAUUUUCGAUUUUUCUGUUAAUGUUGCCUACCAGACACUUAGCAGAUUACUAUUAUCUAUUGGGAGCUCUCAAAUACUCAUAUCUUUAUUGAAUCAAUUCUAAAUGAUAUUGGUGGCUAAAAAUAUGUUUUUCAGCCACUGCAAUUUCCCAUCUCUUUAAACAGUCGCUCAGGUGCCAGCAUUGUUUUGUAUCAUAGCUUUAAAAUGUUCUUGCCUGACACUGCCCACAUUAAGUGCUGAAAUAAAAGACUGUACAUUGUCACUUGCCAUAUCGCAGUUCUAACAAACUGAGCGUAAGUUGAACAUACAGCUUCAAAGCACAAGAAAGUAUGAGGUGUUGGCACAUGCAAACGUUUUCCUGUCAUGAGACAUAUAUGUGGUUGUUGCCUGUGUCCAUUAACAACAUGAAUUGUAGGCUGUGGUUUGUCGAGAGUUGUGAUAAUCAAUUUGUCUAGCUACACUCCCUUAUUAUGUAACGUUUUUACCCACCCCAACUGGACAUCUGUCAAAAAGAGCUUCAUAGCUAAUCGGAUUCCUCCAAUGUAAUUAGAUAUUCUGACCUGUGGAAACAGGCACUGGGAGAAUCUCGUCGGGCCCAAGCCAGUUUGUUUUCAAGCCAUGCAUAGUGAACCCAUAACAUGUUACAAACGUGCCACGGUCUAUAUAAGUUGACAGGGAGAGGGGGAGGGGCACGUUUACGCUAAAAAGUGCACUAAUUGUUUGUUUGAUAAAUGUAAGAAUAAAGUCAAAUAAUGUUGUAUCCUGCCAGGUGAGCCAUUGUUUGGAACACAAUGGCCAUGUCUUACUCUUCACCUAUGACAUACAGCAAUGACACAAAAUUAGAAGAAAAAAAACAUCUACGCUAAUUAAAAAAAGUUAAAUGCACCACAAGCUUUAUUAAUUUUGAAAUGUUGAUGAGCUUUCAUCCAAGCUUGAGAUUCGUAUUUGUGCAAGCUUAUAAUUUUAUUUUUAAAAGGUAGUUUAACAUAAAUCAACUUCAUGUUGACACUGCUUUACAACAAUGACAUAUAUAUUAAAUAUAUUAAUAUUGCAGGUAUUGGGGCUUCAGAGCAGCCAAAGAAAAAAAAUACCUCGAUGUGGUAAAGUUGUGACAUCACAUGUUUUGAAUUAAAAUUUGAAUAUUUUGCCAAUAUCAGAUUGAACGGAAAUUAAUACUUAAUGUCUGCGAAUGAAAAUCCUUUAAUGUGUCUACUAACAUUUGUUUUAAUGUAAUCUUAAUAUUUGGUAGUUUUUUCAAGGUACCAACGAUAAUAAGUCAAUCUUUUUGUCCUUGAAUACUCUGAAUUAAGGCUAUUAUCCAAAAAGUUGGCCAAUCAUGUAUUUUCCUGAUUUCAGGCCAUGUUAAUGACAAAGACGGCCUUAUAUAAUUUCUGUCGGCAUACAAGCACAGUCCCCUGGUCUUUUACUGGUUCAUGAGCUAAUGCUAUUCUUAAGUCCGGCUCCUGGUCUAGUACGAGUGAGAUCCUGGAUUCAAAACCCAGCCUUCAACCUGAGUUUAAAGCACAUUCUCGUGCACAUUGAAUUUCGUUGCCUCGGCCUCGUCUGCUGUCAAUCAUUAUGCUUUAUAAUCAACAUACACAUGUUUGGUUUUAUACUUCAGAUCUGAUGAUAGCUUUGCACAUAUGCACCGAGUGAACUGCUUUAUAUUUUGCAUAGCUGAUAUGUGUGCGCAUCCUUGUGGUUGUAUAAAAUAGACCCAAGAAACAUAUCGGGCAAAGGCCUCCGGUGUUGAUGCUAAGUUCUUUGCUUUCCAUAUGAUAAGUGGCUUUGCCGUUGGUAGAAGGUACACAAAUGCAACAUGCUCGCUUUAUGGCUUAAUGCACAUAGCACAAUGGGUAUAUGAUUAUCAUGAAACAAGAUGUCCAAUCUUGACAAAAGGCAACUUACUUAGACUUAAGAUUAUUUUCAUUGCAGAGAGGAAAGAAAAACGUCAUCGUGUAAUUUUGUAUUCAUUUUUUUUUAUAAUCUUACGCAGCUGUUUGAAGCAACUCGAAUUUAUUGUUUUGAACGCACCAUUAAAAGAGGCCAAUGCACUAACUCUAAAUCCUUCUUUGUUUUCCCAAUCCAACAAUUCAAUCUGGCAUGUGCGCUGGGAGGUGUGAAGGGCCAGAAAGUUGCCAACAAAACAGCCCAACCACACUUUACAUUUUGAAUCUGUAUGCACUUUAUGUCAGAAUUUGUCAGGACACGUGAACACUGGAGCCACCUUUGAUUUGCUUGUUGGUGAAUGUCUUUGAGAAAAUGCCUGAAUCAAUCUGUCGGGAGAUGUUAUUUCCACGUUGGUGUCGUUUUGUGCUGGAUCAAUGCGUUGGUGCCACGUACGUACCAACAAUUUGGCUGUCUUAGCAUUUUUCGUUUGUUUUGCAUGCACCUCGUGAUAAAAAAAGACUUGCACACUACACUGCAUUAAAGCCAACAGUACUAUUCAUUGUGAAUGCAGUAAUGUCUUCAUAAUUACACAUCCAUUGAACUGUGUCAAAACAUUAGCAAUGUAAUUGUGUGUUUGUAAUACGCGUAGGAUCAACAUAAUCUUUCACAAAAACGCAUACCAAUUUGGUUUCCCUACCAUUUACUUUUGUUAACCGCCUAACACUGCGUGUAUUUUUUUUUAUGUGUAUGGCCUUGUAAUUAUAUUCUGGAUUAAUGUGUACAGUGUCCUAAUAAUGAUCUGUUUUGGGGUCAUCUUUUAGCAAUGGUGUAAAGGAAACAUUUGUGUUUGUUUUCAUAGAGUUUUAUCAGCGCUGUACAGAAAACUGCUACGAUAGAAAUAAAAUGUAACUAUUUAAAUCUUG
Molecule: messenger RNA, 8310 nt
Organism: Petromyzon marinus (sea lamprey)
Lineage: Eukaryota; Metazoa; Chordata; Hyperoartia; Petromyzontiformes; Petromyzontidae
Product: rho GTPase-activating protein 12-like
Biological process (GO): signal transduction; regulation of GTPase activity
Cellular component (GO): cytoplasm
Molecular function (GO): protein binding
Source: RefSeq, a predicted model, not a curated record